AUGUCAAUUGGUAUCAAAGUAGGACUUAUUACUAAAAGUGCUAUUGAAUCAAAUUGGAUUUUGACUAGUUCUUUAAAGAAGUUUGAUUCUCUUGCCGCUUUAAUUAUACUUGAAGUUAUGAAUUCUGAAUUUGGUCUAAGUACUUUAGGGUUGAUAAAGUUUUAUCAAGUUGUAGUUGUUCAAGAAAGAUUAGAGUGA
Messenger RNA from Funneliformis caledonium, 198 nucleotides. Lineage: Eukaryota; Fungi; Glomeromycota; Glomeromycetes; Glomerales; Glomeraceae. The record is from the annotation of a GenBank genome assembly.